Chroicocephalus ridibundus (black-headed gull) is the source of this 1831-nucleotide messenger RNA. It is a transcript of the gene SFRP5, whose product is annotated as secreted frizzled related protein 5. Gene Ontology annotation, biological process: canonical Wnt signaling pathway; non-canonical Wnt signaling pathway. Gene Ontology annotation, molecular function: Wnt-protein binding. NCBI's taxonomy places the organism in Eukaryota, Metazoa, Chordata, Aves, Charadriiformes, Laridae. The record is from RefSeq and is a predicted model, not a curated record. The transcript is spliced from 3 exons. The coding region runs from base 145 to 1095 and encodes 316 amino acids.
GGCCUCCCCGGGCUCCUUAGAAAGGGCUGCGGGCGUGGGAGGCGCCAAGGGCAGGAGGCAGCGCGCCCGACCGCGCUCCCGUCCCGUCCCGUCCCGUCCCGCUCGGCAGGCACGGCCGGCGGCGGCGGCAGGAGGGCGGCGGCGAUGCGGCGGGCGGGCGGCCCCCCGGGGGUCCGGGGCUCGGCGCUGCUGGCCCUGGCGCUGGCGCUGGCGGGGUCCCCCGGCGGCGGGCAGCACUACGACUACUACGGCUGGCAGCCCGAGAGCCUGCCCCACGGGCGCUUCUACGGGCGGGAGCCGCAGUGCCUCGACAUCCCGCCCGACAUGCAGCUCUGUCGCGACGUGGGCUACAAGCGCAUGCGGCUGCCCAACCUGCUGGAGCAUGAGACCAUGGCCGAGGCCAAGCAGCAGGCCAGCAGCUGGGUGCCCCUGCUCGCCAAGCAGUGCCACACCGACACCCAGCUCUUCCUCUGCUCCCUCUUCGCCCCCGUCUGCCUCGACCGGCCCGUCUACCCCUGCCGCUCCCUCUGCGAGGUGGUGCGUGACUCCUGCGCCCCCGUCAUGGAGUCCUACGGCUUCCCCUGGCCCGAGAUGCUGCACUGUGGCAAGUUUCCCUCUGACCACGAGCUCUGCAUUGCCGUCCAGUUCGGGAACAGUAAGGUCACCCCACCGCCAGUGUCCAAGAUCUGCACCCAGUGCGAGAUGGAGCACAAGGCGGAUGGCAUGAUGGAGCAGAUGUGCUCCAGUGACUUUGUGGUGAAGAUGCGCAUCAAGGAGAUGACAGAGGAGAACGGGGAGCGGCGGCUGGUGGCUGCCCAGAAGAAGAAGGUGCUGAAGCUGGGCCCGCUCAAGCGCAAGGACACCAAGAAGAUGGUGCUGCACAUGAGGAACGCGGGCACCUGCCCCUGCCCCCAGCUCGACAGCCUCAGCGGCAGCUUCCUGGUGAUGGGCCGCAAGGUGGGCGGCCGCCUGCUCCUCCUCGCAGUCUACCCCUGGCAGAAGCACAACAAGGAGAUGAAGUUCGCCGUCAAGUUCAUGUUCUCCUACCCCUGCCCCCUCUACCACCCCCUGCUCUAUGGGGCUGGGCAGCACUAGGGCUCUGCCCACCCUGCCCUGGGACUCCUGCACUGGCCUGAUGCUGCACCCCAACACCCUGGCUGCAUCCCUGGUUGCACCCCAGGACCCCAGCUCUGCUCCCCUCAGCCCCUUGACUGCCCCAGGACCCUGCUCUGCACCCCCAGGAUUCCCAGCUGCAUUCGUGGGAGCCUUGAUCCACAGUCAGGACCCCUGCCUUGGCCUGGGACCCCUGUUACCCUCUCAGGAUCCCUGCCCACACCCAGGAGCUUAGUCUGCACCCAGGACCCUUGCUCUGCAUGCUUAUGAGCCCUGGUCUGCACCAGAGACACUUGGCUACCCUCAAGCCCUCUGCCCAGCACCCCAGGGACCCUUGCAUGCACUUAGAAUUCCUGCUUGACUUUCUUGGGACCCCUUGGCUGCACCUGAGACCCCUGCCCAGCUCCCUGAUGACAUGCCCCAGACCCUUAGCUCCCUCAAAUCCCUACUCCAGCCCACCAAAGCAUCCCAUGCCCUCACCCCAGCCCUGGAUUAUCCCACUUUCACAGGGAUCCACCCCAGACGAAGCAGGUCUCUCCUGCCCCACUGUCUUCACAGACGGGUCCCCGCAAGACCAAGUGCCCAGAGCAGCCUGGCCCCUGCCUGGGCACCCCCACCCUUCCCAUCCCAAAUGCCCUGCUGCAUCCCUUACACACACACCCCCGCCACCAGGACUCAGCCCAGGCACCCCUUUCCCAUCCACACCGCAGUAAAUUAU